AUGAUAACUCAAGAACCCUUUCUACCACUAUCGUUCUCAAAAAAGGAAAAUGGGUUCAACUCUGUCUUGAUCGACCAGUUCCUCAAAGAUGCACUCCAGAUUCUAAAACACGCUGACGAAACUUUUUGUGAUCAACUAUCAAACGACGACAUACCACACGACACUAAUGAAUCUGUAACUUGGCAACUCAACUUGACACCGACUAUGAUGACCUUAAACACCAGUAUUUUGACAAUAUCAGGGCUUGAAAAAGUACUUGAAUUGAUUAGAAUCAAUGUCAACCCACCUCCACCGCGUUUUCAAAGAAGAAAACUCAAUCCAGCCCAUUCAUUCGACAUGGAUCUGUUUAGAGCCAUUAUUUAUCCUGUGCUUCAACUAUCUCAAAUCACGACUAUACCUCGGUCAGAUCCACUACAACUGUACAGUGCAAUGCAAAUGUUGCGGUAUUGUGUGCAAAAUUUUAUUGAAUGUGGGUUUGGAUUCUUUUUAGAUAUACCUAGUGUCUUGGCCAAUACAGAAAUGAUUGUGUCUCAGCCUGAUGCUGUCAAAGAACAUCGUGUAGAAGCAUUGUUGAUUUUGAGUAUUUCAGCAUUGAUGAUACGCCAUGGUACUAUUCACCGUCGAGGGGAUAUGACAGCAGCCAGUGCACUAAUGCAUCACUAUCAUACACAAGCACGUCAAUUAUUAGAGGAAUUAUUUGAUGUGCACCAUGUCUCUGUAGUACAGUCUAUGUUUCUAUUGUCUUUGUUUCCUCAGGGCCAUAUGCAUCUAUUUUCACCGCAACGAAUACCUUCUCCCUUAUUAACCAUGGCUAUUCGUAUGGCAUUGGCCAUGGAUCUUCAUCAACUGGAUACACAACAUGAUAAAGAAUCAGACCAAAAAGAGAAACUAAGACGACUGGCAUGGAUGUUACUCUGUGCAGAUUAUUAUGCAGAACACAAUACAAGCGGCAAAACAGGGCUUAUUGAUGUAACGAAUUGGCAUGUUGAUUUCCCACAAACCUUACCUGGAGAACAGCGCCCGAGACGAAUUGAAUUCUUUAGUCAGUAUUGUCGUAUUAUCAUGAUUCGUAAACUUGACUUGUUCAAAUCAAUCCAUUUGAUCUCAAUCAAAUCACCCAAAGCAUUAGCCGUAGGCUUGGAUCAAAAACUAUUCCAAACCUAUUUAAAUACCCCAGAUACAUUUCAGCUGACAUGGCAUGAACCUAAUCCAUCGUGGAGUAGUAAAUCCGAUAUUGAGUCAUUAUUACUGCAUGAACUCUAUUGUCAUACACAUAUUGUGUCUCUACUACCCUUUUUACCCAAAAGGUAUUUCGAGUCCUUUAUGGCAGAGCAAGAAGGAUUUCGAUAUGCUAAUCUGGAAGAUAUCUAUCAACGUAUUAUUCGAUUGAAUGACAGUACACCUUCACCUUCACCUUCACCUUUUAUACGUUCUCAUCCUACCCAAAUUACCUUUAUUACCGAAUACAACCCUUCAUUGGAAUUCUAUUGCAUUGUGCAUUGUUUAGAGACACUCAACAAAUAUACCCUUAUUUUGGAAGCAUUGACUGCACAAGAUGCGAUUGGAUGUCAUCAUAGCCCUGUCUACGGUGUCACACUUACACUGCAUCUCUAUCUCUUGAUUGAACAAAGCACAUCUAAUCCAGAUAUUCGGACAGUCUGUCGAAUCAAUUUGAUCCGAACGCGGCGGAUUUUACGCCAUGCUCGGUCCGUGUAUGCAGAUCCAGCUAUUUUGUUUCUGGAGCGUGUGUUGAUACAACAUCAAAUUCAAACGAAUGAAGAAGCCUCGGCUUCACUUAGAAAAAAAUCGUUUGAUCUUGUACACUCUUUAAAAGCCCAAUCUUCUGUAUUAUAUCAAGACAAUGAAGAAGAGUCUGAAGAUGAAGAAGAUGAUGAAUAUUUUGUUAAACGUCUUAAACAAGAAUAA
Messenger RNA from Gilbertella persicaria, 1926 nucleotides. RefSeq lists its product as uncharacterized. Gene Ontology annotation, biological process: DNA-templated transcription. Bases 1 to 1926 code for a protein of 641 amino acids. The transcript has a single exon. The record is from RefSeq and is a predicted model, not a curated record. NCBI's taxonomy places the organism in Eukaryota, Fungi, Mucoromycota, Mucoromycetes, Mucorales, Choanephoraceae. Gene Ontology annotation, molecular function: zinc ion binding; DNA binding.